CUCUUCACUUUCUCAACCAACAAUGAUGGGUAUUCGUUUGCCGUUUCUUGUUAAUGCAAAACACACGUCGUUGAAGUCCAACAAUGUUCCAAAGGGUCACGUUGCAGUUUACGUCGGAGAUCUCGAAAAGAAGAGGUUUGUGGUUCCGAUAUCAUAUUUGAAGCACCCCUUGUUUCUUGAUUUGCUGAACCGAGCAGAAGAAGAGUUUGGGUUCAACCAUCCCAUGGGAGGCCUCACCAUUCCUUGCAAAGAAGAAGCUUUCAUCAAUCUCACUUCUCAAAUGCGUGCCUUCUCAGACAGACACCAUUGUUAAUUACGUACUACCUACUACUCUUAAUUGACUCACUCAUUUUGACUAUCUUCUAUUUCUUUAUUUUUGUAUCAUUCUUACUAUUAUAUAUAUAUUGUGCUCACUGUCUGGAUAAUCAAAA
Molecule: messenger RNA, 431 nt
Organism: Vigna unguiculata (cowpea)
Lineage: Eukaryota; Viridiplantae; Streptophyta; Magnoliopsida; Fabales; Fabaceae
Product: auxin-induced protein X10A-like
Biological process (GO): response to auxin
Source: RefSeq, a predicted model, not a curated record